Messenger RNA from Oryza brachyantha (malo sina), 1897 nucleotides. Its product is annotated as protein starmaker-like. The record is from RefSeq and is a predicted model, not a curated record. The coding region runs from base 39 to 1694 and encodes 551 amino acids. The transcript has a single exon. Lineage: Eukaryota; Viridiplantae; Streptophyta; Magnoliopsida; Poales; Poaceae. Gene Ontology annotation, biological process: negative regulation of catalytic activity. Gene Ontology annotation, molecular function: enzyme inhibitor activity.
UCCCUUCAAAAUCUUCAAACACCACCCGAUCCAAGCCAAUGUCUCCAAGGAUGGCGACGAGGGCGCAGCUCGCCGUCGCCCUCGUCCUCCUCCUCGCCGUCGCCGCCACCGUUCCCCUCGCAUCGGCGAAAUGCCGCCCGCGCAAGGAGAAACUCGAAGGAAAAGAGGAGAAACCCGAGGGGUCGUCCCACACUUCGCCGGAUAAGAAAGCUGAGAGCGGCGGCGGCGGCGGCGGCGGCUCCAAUGGCGCCGCCUCCUCUAUCAGCUUCGGUGUCGCCAAGAAGAAGGAUGAGGGCACGACGCCUCACUCCGCCGGCGGCUUAUCCACCCUCUCUGUCGGCGAGAGUAUACCUGAGACGAAGAAGGAGGCCUUCGAUGAUGAUGCCGCCGCCGAGGACAAGAAGCACUACUCCACCGGCGCGUUAACCACCCUCUCCGUCGGUGAGAGUAUACCUGGAAUCAACAAUGGUGCCUCAAUUGAUGGUGCUGCAGAGAAGAAACACAAGAGCAAGAGGAAAGCCUCUGACGAUGAGGAGGAGGAGGAGGAAGAGAAGAAAUCCAAAAGAAAGAGCUCCGAUGGUGACGAUGACGAGGAGAAGAAAUUGAAGGGCAAGAGCUCCGAUGACGAUGAUAAGGCUGAGAAGAAAUCCAAGAGAAAGAGCUCCGAUGAAGAUGAUGAUGACGAUGCAAAGAAGAAAUCUAAGAGCAAGAGCUCUGAGGAAGACGAUGAUGAUACCAAGAAAAAACACAAGAAAAAACACAAGGGCAAGAGCUCCGAUGAAGAUGAAGAUGGCGAUGCCAAGAAGAAAUCUAAGAGCAAGAGCUCUGAGGAAGACGAUGAUGAUACAAAGAAAAAACACAAGGGCAAGAGCUCCGAUGAAGAUGAAGAUGGCGAUGCCAAGAAGAAAUCUAAGAGCAAGAGCUCUGAGGAAGACGAUGAUGAUACAAAGAAAAAACACAAGGGCAAGAGCUCUGAUCCGGACGAGGACGACGAAGGUGAAAAGAAGAAAUCGAAAAGAAAGAGCUCAGAUGACGAGGACGAUGACGACGGUGAGAAGAAACCAAAAUCCAAGAGCCAAGAGGCCGCCGUCGACGAGCCCGAGCCGGCAGCCGAACCAAAGGAAGACGACGAAGCCGACGGCGGCGAGGCCCCGGCGCCGAAGAAGAAGAAGCACCACGCGGGCAUCAUGUCGCUCCCUGUCCCCGACAUCAUCGCGCAGCCGGUGAUGCGCGCGCUGAGCCCGGUGGUGAAGACGAUGUGCGCCAAGACCGACCACGCCGACCUCUGCGAGUCGUCGAUCGGGCAGCUGCCGGAGGAGCCGCCGGCGCAGCUGGACGGCCUCGGGGUGCUCAAGCUCGCCAUGGACGCGCUGCGCGCCAAGGUGCAGGAGACGAUCAACAUGGCGACGGACAGGAUGGGCGCGCCGGGCAUGGACCCGCAGUCCAAGGACGCCAUGAACGACUGCCUGGAGAUGUACGACGACAUGAAGCAGAACCUGGACUCGGCGGAGGCGGCGCUGAAGAAGGGCGACAAGGACACGGCGCGCACCAUGCUCGACUCGGCGCACACCGACGUGGACACCUGCGAGAACGGCUUCACCGAGCGGGAGGGGCUCAAGCCGCUCAUGGCCGACCUCGACAAGAUCCUCGCCGAGCUCUCCAGCAACACGCUCGCCAUCGCCGCCGCCGUCUAGUUCUCUUCUCCCUUCCCCUCUCUCCCUCCUCUCCCUGACGUCUUAUAUCUCUGCGUGUCGAAAUGACAAUGUGUAUGUGUACCAUUAAUUAUAUGAUGACUGUGAGUUGUGAUUAACUAAGCUGAUUAUAACAUCUACAUCCCUUUUUAAUCGUGUGCCUCGCUCUAAUCCUUUGGGAUACGGCUUAUAAGCCAUCAAAAAAA